Archocentrus centrarchus (flier cichlid) is the source of this 2734-nucleotide messenger RNA. RefSeq names its product zinc-binding protein A33. The transcript is spliced from 6 exons. Lineage: Eukaryota; Metazoa; Chordata; Actinopteri; Cichliformes; Cichlidae. The record is from RefSeq and is a predicted model, not a curated record. Gene Ontology annotation, molecular function: protein binding; zinc ion binding. Bases 194 to 1594 code for a protein of 466 amino acids.
CAGUAGUCAUGCACAGGAAAAACAAGACCAUUUGCUACUUCAUGACAGGAACAAUAGAUAAGCAGCCUGUACACUUUAAGGCUUUCUGGGAACGAGUUGUUGCUGUUUACAGUGGAGUCAUUAAGGACUUAAACUCGAGGACUUGUAGUUUGGAUUUGUGGAUUUAUUCUAGAUACGCGACAAGCUCUUGGCCAUGUCAUUCCCAGAAGAGGAUCUUACAUGCCCAGUGUGCUGUGACAUUUUCACAGACCCCGUUCUGCUGCCGUGUAGUCACAGCUUCUGCAGGGGCUGUCUGAAGCACUGCUGGGACACGGGCAUACGCGAGUGUCCAGUUUGCAGGAAAAAAGCCACGAAGUACAAUCCUACAUCCAACUUGGCUCUUAAAAAUGUCUGUGAGGCUGUUGUUCAGGUCAGGAGGCAGAGUUCAGUGGAGUUGGAAGACAAGAUGAACUGCAUUCUGCAUGGGGAGAAGCUGAAACUCUUCUGCCUCGUUGACAAGCAGCCCAUCUGCGUGGUGUGUCAGUCUUCCAAACUGCACAAGACCCACGACUGUUCGCCCAUACAAGAGGCAUUGCUGGACUGCAAGGACGAACUUGCUUUAUCCCUCAAGAGCCUGCAAGAAAAGCUGGACAGCCUCAGAAGAAUUAACAUGGCCUCCACUAACACACUGAAGUACAUCAAGGGUCAAACCCUGGCAACACAAAAAAUGAUCAAGAGCCAGUUUGAGCAGCUGCAUCAAGUCCUCUACCACGAGGAGUCGGCUAGAUUAGCAGCUGUGAAAAAAGAGGAAGAAGAAAAGACUGCAGGGAUGAAGGAGAAAAUUAGAGAAAUUUCAGCCGAGGUGACGUGCCUGACAGAGACCAUCGCCCUCAUACAGGAACAGCUGAAAGAAGAUGAUAUGGUUUUGUUGAAGAAUUUUAAAGACACUCAAUUGCGAUGUAAAGACAUAGUGCUUGGUUCGGACAACAUGUCUGGGUUGCUGAUUGAUGUGACUAAACACCUCUCCAACCUCAAGUACAGAGUCUGGGAAAAAAUCCUGGACCAUGUUGAUUAUACGCCCAUAACUUUAGAUCCAAACACAGCACACCCUUGCCUCAUCCUGUCUGACGACCUCACUUCCCUGCACUACUCAAAGCAGCCAAACGCUUGUCCUGACAACCCAGAGCGCUUCCAUCUGAGCGCUGAAGUGGUAGGUAUGACUGCACUAGGCUCAGGAAGUCACCACUGGGUCGUGGAGACAGGAAGUAAUCAUGACUGGCUCCUGGGUGUGGCCUCUAUGUCUGUACCAAGAAACACGGAGAUCUCUGCCAGGCCUGAAAAUGGCUUCUGGACUUUAUGUUUCCGGGAUGGAGGCUUGAGAGCGAUGACAUCCCCACCCACUCUGCUGACAGUUUCAAGAACACCCAAACAGGUCAAAGUGCAGCUCGAUUACAACAAGGGAACGGUGUCCUUUUUUGAUGUCACUGACAACACACUCAUAUAUACAUUUACACAGUCUUUCACAAAACCUUUAUUUCCAUAUUUUUACACACAGAGCAGUCAUCCAUUGAGAAUAAUACCAGAGAGGGUACUUGUCACAAGGUUGCGGCAAUAAGUGGAUGACUCAUUUAUUCUAUAUCAAGCGAGAAAAUGUCAUCUCAGGAUAAAAUAAAUGCCAAACAGUCAUAGUGGGGUGGACUGACCUGCUGCAAUGUUACUGCUGAGGCAGCCAGUUUACUGUAGAUGAGAAUAAAAUGUUUCUUCAAGCUUGAUAUACACUCACCAGACACUUUAUUAGGGAUACCUUGCAAGUACUGGGGUGGACCCAUCCAUCCAAAUGUCGCAGCAGAAAUCAAGACUCAUCAGACCCAGUCUGUAUGAAUUUUAGCUUCAGUUUCCUGUUCUUAACUGACAGGAUGACACUUGGUGUGGUCCUCUGCUGCUUCAUCUGCUUCAAGGUUCAAUGUUUCGUGCUCUUCUGGAUACCUCGGUUGUAAUGAGUAGUUAUUUGAGUUGCUGCUGCCUUCCUAUAAGCUCAAAGCAGACGGGCCCAUCUCCUCUGAUCUCUGGCAUCUCUGGCAUCAACAGGGCAUUUUCGUCCACAGAACUGCGGCUCACUGGAUAGUUUCUCUUUUGGGGGCUAUUCUCUGUAAACCCUAGAGAUGGUUGUGUGGGAAAAUCGUAGUGUCAUGCCCUAACUUCACAGAUUAACAGUUUCUGAAAUACUCAGACCAGCCCUGUCUGGCACCAACAACCAUGCCACAGUCAACGUCACUUAAAUCACCUUUCUUUCCCAUUCUGAUGCUCGCUUUGAACUUCAGCAGGUCAUCUUGACCAUGUCUACAUGUCUAAAUGCAUUGAGUUGCUGCCAUGUGACUGGCUGAUGAGAUGUUUGCUUUGACAAACAGUUGAACACGUGUAUCUAACAAAAUGGGCAGUGAGUGUAUUUACGUCUAAUGUCUGAAGCUGGGUAGCUUAGCACAAAGCUGGAAACACCUAUCGUGGUUUUGUCUAAAAAGCAAAAACAAUAAAAUCCUCAGCACAGUUGACUUUUAUAUUGUGUUAAUUAAGUUAGUCCAGAAGUGUUGGGUUAUUUGGUGAGGGUUUUUUUUUUUUCAGUAAUGACAACAUUAUUAUGUUGAACAGGUAUGUGGAGAAUGUAAGCAAAUAAUAAAUUGGUAAAUUGGUCUGGGUAUGAGAAAAUUUAUUGAUGUACUUUUUCCACAUGAUGGCGCCAAACACAAGCAAAUAAUUC